Molecule: messenger RNA, 1504 nt
Organism: Zeugodacus cucurbitae (melon fly)
Lineage: Eukaryota; Metazoa; Arthropoda; Insecta; Diptera; Tephritidae
Product: ataxin-10
Exons: 3
Coding region: 141-1427 (428 amino acids)
Biological process (GO): neuron projection development
Cellular component (GO): cytosol
Source: RefSeq, a predicted model, not a curated record
AAUAAUUAUUAUUAUAAAAUAAAACACUGUGCACACACUAUUCACUGUCAUUUAUGUCACCCUGUAGCAGCUCACAUGUUCACUCAACCAACAGCUGUCAAAUUUUUUCGGUAAAAUCGUAAACAAAUUGUAGCAGCAGAAUGGACUGUAGUAGCAACACAGAAACGUUGGAGAGUCUGAGAAGAAUCGAAAUAUUCUUGCAAUCGCCACCGCUGGAUGACACAAAUACGCUACAAUAUGUUGAACAAUUGAAAGUGUUGCGAAAUCUUUGUGCCGUAGAUCCGGCGCACCAAAAUGCAAUUGCUGAACAUGAGCAGUUCAAUGAACAGCUGCAUCGGUUACUCUUCGAUAGCAGCAUUACGCCUAGGCCACCACAAAAUCUACAACUAAUGGCGCUGCAGUUACUCGCCAAUGCUAUUGUGCAAAAUCCAAACUCGCAACGCAAUAUUUGGAAACGGCAUGGCGCUGCUAUUGUGGAGUGUGUAUCCGUGGUGCCACUAGGACGUCAUACAAAUAUACUGCUUAUGAUUGUGUACAAUGUGUUGAGAGGUGCUGCAGUGGCGAAUAUGGAGCAACAGGCAUUGUGUGCUGCAGUUCGCGUUUGGCAAACAAUUGUGGAUGAACGCAGCGAAGACAACUAUGAGUUUCUACAUUUUCUGUUUGAACAUUUCAUUGUGCAUGGCGGACAUAAUACCGUACGAUAUUAUGCACAUUUAACGGCUGCCGAACGCAUUUCAUUUCUUGAAUAUUUGAUGCAUUAUCUACGACAAGAUAGUCCCAAUGGGCACAUACAUCAGUUCCUGUUGAAAUACAUUACCAAGGAGUUCAAUAUAAAGUCCGAUCGUAUAUUAGUUUGCAAACCCGACAGCGCACAGGUGCCUGCUACAGAUCCAAUGCCUGCACGUGAAGCUUAUGCGCUGCUGCGUGUAAUUGCUAGCGCAACUGGGAGUGAAUUCUAUGCAGAUAAAUAUGUGGGUGAACAAUCGCUAUUCUUGAACGUGAGUAGCCUGUUACGUUGCUUGGCGCAAGUGGGCAAAGAGUCGCAAAAUAUGUUCACACCAAUGAAUAAAUUGGAAGAAGUCGCGCUCACAUCGAACAAAACGCGUGAGUUCGAAACGGAGUUGUCCUUUGAAUUGAAAACAUUGUUGGUGCGUUGCAUUGCGAACUUGCUUUAUAAGAAUCCUGCCAAUCAAGGUUACUGCAUAGACACACAAUUGUUGCCCACGCUCUUGGAAUGCACCAAUAUGGAUGCAAGAAAUCCAUUACUCAAAGAGUGGAGUAUAUUGGCCAUACGUAAUGCUUGCUACGGUUGUCCCGAAAUUCAGGCAUUGAUUGCGAAUAUGACAAAUCAAGGCGCGGCACAAAAUGAUAUUAUUGACGAAUUGAACCUGGAUAUGGGUGCUUUGCGUAUUAAACCUACUCGAUGAAGUUAUUCGUCCAAUUGUAAUACUAAAUUUUGUAUUUUUUUUUUUUAAAUAAAUUUUAAUUUUAUAACCUAGAAAAA